UGCGGGAGCCUCCGCCGAGGGAGCUGGGGGAUCCUUCACCUCCGCCGCCGCCGCCGACUGGGUGAGCUCGGAGUGCCCCGGGCGCUCGGUGGGAAGCCGAGGCCAGGCAUGGGCCUAAUCUUCGCCAAGCUGUGGAGCCUCUUCGGUAGCCAAGAGCAUAAAGUAAUCAUAGUGGGACUUGAUAAUGCUGGAAAGACUACUAUUCUUUACCAGUUCUUAAUGAAUGAAGUAGUUCAUACUUCUCCAACCAUAGGAAGCAAUGUAGAAGAAAUAGUGGUGAAAAACACUCAUUUCUUAAUGUGGGAUAUUGGAGGACAAGAAUCAUUACGGUCAUCGUGGAAUACCUAUUAUUCAAACACAGAGUUCAUCAUUCUGGUUGUUGACAGCAUUGAUAGAGAGCGACUUUCUAUUACAAAAGAAGAACUUUAUAGAAUGCUGGCUCAUGAGGAUUUACGGAAGGCUGCGGUUCUCAUCUUUGCGAACAAGCAGGACAUGAAAGGCUGCAUGACGGCUGCUGAGAUCUCUGCAUACCUCACCCUCAGCUCCAUAAAGGAUCACCCGUGGCACAUCCAGUCCUGCUGUGCUUUGACAGGAGAAGGAUUAUGCCAAGGCUUGGAGUGGAUGACCUCCCGUAUUGGAGUGAGAUAGCUUUUUUCUUUUUUCUUUUUUUUUUUUUUCUUUUUUUAAUUCCUCCAAAAGAAGAGACUUCUAUUUAUCCUGUGAACAUGUACAUUUUUCUGUACUUUUGGCUGCUGCGGCAGUGACCGAUGUUUAAUUUAUAUCAGCCAACCUCUAAGCUGUGCUUGAAUCAAGUGCAGCUGAACUGAAACACAAAAGUAUUUUCUUAACUUUUUUUAAUACACUAAUCUUCAACUGGAUGAACAUAUAUGAAUCUGGUUUUAAGCAUUGAAAUUCCUCUGAAUAUGAAUUCUAACUUUUUCAAUGAUAGCUUUUUAAAAUCUGUUUUAUCAUUGUCAAUAUUUCAUAUUUUCUCUUUCUAAAUAGUUGUAUAACUUACUAACAUAAAUGAGCACAUUUUAUUUAAUAAUUAAAAGUAGUGUUUAGGCUAACUUUACUCUGCCAUAGCUUUAACCUCAAAGGAUAACCAUAUCUCCAGCUGGACUUCCUGGAACAUUAGUAGAGUUCUAGUCAGCACGAGAAUUAAUAGUUAUGAAUGCAAAUUUUUAAAUGGUUAAUGAACUAGUUAUAGUUAAUAUUGUGGUGGCUUUUAAUCUGAUACACAAUUGAACUUCUGCCUUAAAAGAAAUCUGUUUCAGUCUGAGUUUCUCUGGUAUGUAGUUCUAGGACAUUCUUAUAUUCUUCUACUUGAAGAUACAUCUCUGUACAGUGCAUAAAAAUAUUAGUACUAAGUGCUGGUGUCGUCAUUUAGAACUUAAAUACCUUUUCAAAGAUAAAUGGGUAAUUAAAUUUGGAAUCCCAGCGGCCAGUGUCAUGUGUAGACUUGCUGUAUUCUGCUAAAGUUUUAAAUUCUGUAUACAUGAGCCUUCGUCACCUUUUAAUGAGAAUGCUGUUUCCUAAACGAGUACAUAAUCAAAAAGGGAAGCCAGAUUUAUAAACAAAACAAAACCAUGGUGCUGUAUCUAUAAACUUCAGAGUGAAGGUAAUCUUGACACUUAUUUACCUACUAUCAUACAUGUUUUCAGAUUCUGUUAAAGAGAAAAUAUUUUGCCUUCAUUUUUGUUUCUGGUCUUAUUUGUACAAGCAGAGAGCUUUGACAGUGUUUGAGUUAGCUUCCUUCACCUCAAAUGUGGAAAACAGGUGGUGAAAUAGUGACCCAGUAACGGUUAAUUCAAUUUGAAGGAAAUCAAGUUAAAUGUAAAGAUAAUCUAAAGAUGAGUUAAUUGAGACCAUUAAGCAUCAAAUAAACCUUACCACCAAUUGCCCCAAAAAUCCCCACAUGAGGAUUAGAAAAAACCCAACAAACAAAACCUAUAGUGGACACUCAAUUCCUCACAAAGUCCCAGUAGCAGUCAGGUACCCAGCUUAUCUAAAUGCUUGGCAGGUCUUCCAGAAGCACCGUUCUGCACUUGAGCAUGCCUAAAAGCCACAUGGAGUUUGGUUACCAGAACCGUUUUACAAACUGACUGUAGGCCUUUGAUGACAAAAUGUUUUUGUUAAAUCUUGUUUUGAAAAUUUAAGCACACUGAGUUUUCUUUAAUAAAAUUUUAAGCUUUGUAAAUUUCAAUUUGCUUCCAUUUUAUUUAAAUAAAACGUAAAGAAAUUUUUAAAAUAUCAGCAAAUAUGUUGUCAUAAUUGUUGGAAAGAUUUUGAAUACAUGUGGAAACAGUGAGUAUGGUUGAAUGAAGUUGUGUGUUAUUGCCAGUUAGCAAAAGUCGCAUUUAGGACUACAUUGAGUGUCAAGUCAAAAUGUUCAGAAAAUAAUUAAAAUCUGUGAAAAGUAGUGCAUAAAGAAAAAAAAUGAAUGCAAAGCAAGGUUAAAAUCUGAUAUUAAAGCUGCUUGCUGUGA
Messenger RNA from Sturnus vulgaris (Common starling), 2488 nucleotides. RefSeq names its product ARF like GTPase 5B (gene ARL5B). NCBI's taxonomy places the organism in Eukaryota, Metazoa, Chordata, Aves, Passeriformes, Sturnidae. The record is from RefSeq and is a predicted model, not a curated record. Gene Ontology annotation, molecular function: GTP binding; GTPase activity.